UCUCUCUCGUUUCUGUAUCUCUCUCUCACUGGAGGUUGUUUGUGGUCAGGAAGUGUAAGUGUGUCUCAAAAGUUGCUUGUGCAAAAGUCAUUGCCAAUCACAUCCGCACUUGUGAGUCUCUUAAAACAGUUCAGUGUUUCAUGACGAACAAAGCUGAGAGACUUCUAAGAGCUUGUUAAGUGAAUGUUGAUGUGGGAGGAAAUCGUUUCAAAAUGGACACGCUGCUCAUGGCAGAAUAUAAAGACUGAAUAUAUAAACCUGGUAACAUCUUUAGGAUGAGGAUCUAAAUGAGAAGACUAUGGACAAUACAGCAGACUUUGAGGAAUCUGAACUGUACCUGGAGGCCAAGCAGUACAUCGAGAGAAUGAAACAGGAAACUGAGAGAAGCCUUGAGAAGGAGGCCAUCCUGAUGAACAGUGAUGGUCUGGAUCUGUCUGAACACAGCAUCUCAUUGUUCCCCAUCACCGUGCCCUGCACUUCUCUGUCUUACGCUACUGUGCAGUGGGAUGUCCUGGAAACCUCCGCAGAACCUCCGUCCACUGGAUCUGUGAAUGAACUAAACUCUGGAAUGAACUGGACAGUUAAUCUCUCGUCCAUAGACCUCAGUAACAUUCCAAGUGAGGAAGAGUUUGAUGAUUUACUACCUGAAGUCGAGCCACAAACAGACGUCACUUUAACAAACAGUGUCUCUUCUCAGACAUGUAAUGCACAGAAACCAGAUAUAAAUGCACAAAUAGCAUCCUCACAGGACGAGUUCCAGACACCGUCUGCAAACAUAGAAGAAACCACACAGACAUCAGAUUCUACUGCAGAUAUUACAUUGAGAUCUGAGGAGAAUUUCAAGUCUUCUGAUGGUGUUCAGAUCUUAAUGGACUCACAAGGCUCUGAGAUUCAGUCAGGUCAAGAGAGUUCACAGGCGGAAGAGGAGAAGGAAGCAGGGAUUUUAGUCCUUCCCCAACUGACUUUCACCCACCAGAAAAACUCAGAUUCAGAGAGGGAGGAACAUACAGAAGAAUGCACUGAGACAAACAGAGAAUCAUCAGACACAAGAACAAGUAAUCAGGAAGUGUUGAAUUUCAUGGAUCAGGUUAGAGGACCUGGACAGCCUCUGGAAAAGUCAGAUCUUCUAGACGUCCAGUCAGAGAAUGAGUCUGAUCAAUCACAGGAGACCACGAUGGACCAAACGGAACCACAAUCAGAUCUUAUUAUGGAUUCAGAGGAGCUAGAGGAUGUUAUACUGACACCAGAUCCAGUGAGACAUACAGAAGAGAUGAACACAUAUGUUACAGCGAUAGAGGUGAACCAGAAUGAUGAGACUUUACAACAGACACAACAUCCUGGAAAGACUCAGGACUUCUCAGAGCAGUUAAACAUACAAGACGAACUGAAAUCUGCAGAAGAACCUGUCAGUUCAGAAGAAAUGGAAGAAACAGAAAAUGGGCCAAAAGAAGCAGUGAAACACUCAGAGGAGAUGGCAGAACCCUCAACAGAAGCUGAAACCUCAGUAAGAUCCGAUACACCAGAAAUACAGCCACCAGAACAGAUAGAGCAGUUCCAAUGUCCAGAUGAAAGCGAAUUCUCAGAGCAGAUACAACAUCCAAAUGAGGAGAAACCCUCCGAGCAGAUGGUACAAUCAGAGACGAAACUAUUAGACCAGACGAGACAGUCUGAGUCUAGUGACCUGAAACGACCUCAGGUGCUGACAGAUGAGGCUGAACACAUGCAAGAAGAGCUGGAGAACCAGGAACCUGUGUCUCCUCAUGUAAAUGGAGAUGUGGAGCUGGUGGACUGGGCCGAGGCUCAGCGGCUGGCAGAGAGGCUCUACAGAUUGGACGGUUUUCAGCGUACAGAUGUGGUCCGACACCUGGACAAAGAUAACGAGUUCAGUCGUGCUGUCGGGGAAGAGUACCUCAGAUUCUUUGACUUCACCAGCCAGAGUCUGGAACAAGCACUCCGGUCAUUUCUGAAGGAGGUGGUUUUGAUCGGUGAGACUCAGGAGCGUGAGAGAGUCCUGCAGCGUUUCUCCAGUCGAUUCCAGCAGUGUAAUCCAGACGCUUUCACAUCAGCGGAAUCAGUUCUCACGCUCACAUGUGCUCUCAUGCUGCUUAACACAGACCUGCACGGACAGAAUGUAGGCAAGCCCAUGUCUGUGGCUGAAUUUGUGUCCAAUCUGGAUGGAAUGAACGGAGGAGAGAAUUUCAGCAAGGACUGUCUGAAGAGUCUUUAUAACUCCAUCAAGAGCGAUGCAUUUCAGUGGGCCAUAGACGAAGAGGUUCUGGCUAAAUCCAUGAUGCUCGAGCAGGGUGUGGAUCAAGACAGACUGCGAUCAAAGAGUAACCCGUUCCAAGAUCUCCCUCACAACAAGAAGGCCAUCGUGUUCCAGAAAGGCUUUCUGAAACGCAAAGCACAUGCUGACAUUGAUGGCAAACGCACUCCGUGGGGGAAACGAAGCUGGAAGACGUUUUAUGUGGUGCUGAAGGGAGCCGUGCUUUACCUGCAGAAGGAUGAGUAUGGGAUAGACUGGCAGAGUUCAGAGGAAGUGGUUAGCGUUCAUCAUGCUCUCGCUGAGCACGCUCUCAACUACACCAAACGACCUCAUGUGUUCCGGCUGCAGACGGCCGACUGGAGGGUCUUCCUGUUCGAGGCUGCUUCCACAGAACAGAUGAACUGCUGGAUCGGCAGGAUAAACCUAGUGUCUGCGCUGUACUCCUCUCCACCGUUCCCUGCAGCGGUCGGAUCGCAGAAGAAGUUCUGUCGACCCAUCCUGCCCGCCGCUGAGUCAAACCUCACGCUGGACAAACAGCUGCAGUCGCAUGCGGCCAUGUUACACAGUUUCCAGGAGGAUCUGAGUGCUCUCCAGCAGACGGCAUCUGAUGGACGAAAGACAAAAGCCAGAGAACUCGAGGAGAUAAGACAGAGAGAAGAAUAUUUACAGUAUGAGAUUAUUAGAGCACCGUGGUUUGGUUGGACUGAAUGAAGCAGACGCGUUACCUUUAGUGGACACCAGAUGGCGAUAAUCAGUUGCUGGUACCCUAGCAAUGAUGUGACAUUCUGCUGCCUCAGUAGCCUGUCCAAAACCAGUUUCUGGAGGUACCUUCAUAGGCAAAUGCUGUCUGCUGAGUCACUGACUGAUAGAGCAGCGAGGCAACAAGACAGCUACCUUUGAUUUUGGAUGCAGCCACAGUCUUCCACAGACAUGCUUUUAUGCUCAGUGACAGCUGGACGGAGCACAACAGAAUGCAGGGAUGUCAAGGCAUAUUUUUCAAAGUUUCAAACAACAUUUAACUUGACACAGCCUCCUAAAGAGGGUUGGGAACUGAGAACCGGUUCUUGUUCAGAACUGGUUCCAUUCUUUAAAAAAUACUGGAAUCAUUUAUGACCUUCGUGACAUUCGGUUCUGUUAACGGUUCUCCAAUGUGCAGUUUUCUGCCGAUGUGGCUUGAACGGCGCCCUCAAAUACUCUGACAAUGUUUCCAGCAAAGCAUCUCUGCAGCAGCGCUGUCCUUUACUGACUCUACAGUGUAAAACACACAGUUCUACCAGUGUAUUUCAUUCCCAAUCGAACGAGUCUCAAGCCGGCUCUUUUUACAGCGUGAAACAUAUGUGCUUCCGGUACAGUUCGAUUCCUGAAAUAAUUAUUCAAAGGAGCCGGUUCUUUUGAAUCAACAGCACAAAACAUAUGGUGCUUCCGGUAUAGUCCAAUCCCGAAAGAACCAUUCUAAUGGAGCCAGUUCUUUUGAAUCUAGAGCGUGAAACAUACAGCGCUUCCAGUAUACAAGUAAUCUUACACUGAUGUGCAAGUUAUGAAUGUCCAACUCGAAAUUAAAUAAGAACCGUUGAAGUCUCACAAGCCUGAAGUACAACAUUAGGCUACAAAACACAGUCUAAACUGUCUCUGGAACGGUUUCUGUUUAUUUAAUGAUGACCUGCUGUGUAUAGUAAGGAUCUAUUAUUGGAUUGUAUUUAUGUUUCUAAAAAGUCUGCAAACACCUUUUACAAGAACUGUAUUAAAUGUAUUUCUGAUUUGUUAUAUCUGCUCUGUACAAAUCUGAAAUGAUCUCAUUAUUUUGUAACAGACAGCAGAGGGUAGUAAAUGCAAUAAGAAAUGCAUUUCUCAUUUCUAAAUAAUUCUUUUAAAAAAAGUACUAAAAUAAUUAUUGGAAUUGUUACUGGAACCGUUAAGGAACCGGAAUCGUUAAGAGGAAACGGAACCAGAAUCGUAAAAUUCCUUACGAUUCCCAACCCUACUCCUAAAUGCAAAGUACUUAUAACUAGAGGCGCAGAAAACUAGUGACGUGUGAUGCAACCAAAGUCAGACACUCGCUUUUGCCUUGUAGAAAUGCUUAAUUUAUCUACUGCCAUGUAUGUCCUGUAUUUGAAAGAUCUGAAUUAUAAUAUUUAUUUUAUUUCAUAUUUAUAAUGAUUUUAAUAAUUAAAUACUAAAUUCUUUAUUUUGGGGCCUUUUGCAUUUGAUCAAUUAAUUGGCACUACACGUAUUUAAUUCUGUAAAAAAAGUAUCGAUUGAUAGCCCUAGUUUUGGCAUACAUUCUCAAAACUUGUGUGUAUGCGAAAUCUGUCAUUUGUGUGUGUGCGCACUUUUAGGAUGAAACCCAAGCAAAAUUUGAUACACGAGACCACUGAUGAUUUAUGGGAAAAUCCUCAAACUCUACUAAUUUUUCAAGGUGUAUCAGAAAAUCUCUCAAUACUAUCUCAGUUUAAUGUCAGUAAAAUAACAGUGAGUGCAUUUACACAAACAUAUAUACACUGAUAACUAACAAAAAUCAGCUUUUUAAAAAAUUCCAAUAAGGCAAGAAAAUGUAUCUGUUAUGACUGUAACCUUGGUUCCCUGAAAGGAGGGAACAAGACGCUGCAUCAGUAGUUGACGGUAUGGGAACUCCUCCCUGAAGUGACUAUUUCUGAAACCCUUUUAAAUCAAGCUAAUCUGUUGGCAGAUGGCGCUUGAUGCUCCGCCCCUGAUAUACGCGUCAUCGUGGGUUAUAAACCGAAGCAGUGCGCCUUUUAAUCAGGAUUUUUCACCUGAAGGGAAAUUAAAUAUUUGCCAAACGGCAUCUUGGAAAAAGAUGCUGUUAAGCAAAAGGCUCUUUUCUGUGCUUGAUACUUCAGCAAAACAUACAAAACCAAUCACAAUAUCAAUAGCAUUUCAAACACGGAAGUGAUAAAGGAUAUGCUGUUUGUCGGAGCGCGAGCAAGGAGAUAGAAAUAAUCUCUCACUCGCUUUUAAGGUGUUCAGAUUCAACAACGAAGUGAAGAUUUGGGCAUCCAGAGCAUGAGAGAUGUUAUUAUGAUGAUGUGCAUAAUGGCCAGUGCCUCAAGUGCCAUCCACCAGUAGAUUGAUGAGACUUUAAAGGGCUUCAGAAAUCGUCACUCCUGUGAGGAGUUCCAAUAGCGUCAGUUACUGACGCAGCGUCGAAAUGGCCGGGUUGAAAGGGAACCGCGUUUACGUUACUUUUGAAGUCAUCGGGUUAUUCUCUGCCUUUGACAUCAAAAUGUAAACAGGCAUGCACACAACAUUCACACACAUUGGAUAAACCAAAAGAACACCGGUAAAGGUGUUAAUAUGCAGAGCGAAUUCAGCAAAAAUCUGUGGUGAGCAACGAUGUGUUCAUCGGUAUUUGCUUAAUGACGUUACCCUGAUAAAGGAAAGCCAUUUAAUGCAUUUACAUGACCACACACAUUCUUGGCAUAUUAAACAUAAUUGGUGCAUGAACUUGCCUAUAAACGAGCUCUGUGUAAGUAAAUGCUGCUGUUUCA
Myxocyprinus asiaticus (Chinese sucker) is the source of this 5772-nucleotide messenger RNA. Its product is annotated as PH and SEC7 domain-containing protein 1-like. The transcript is spliced from 14 exons. Bases 299 to 2977 code for a protein of 892 amino acids. Gene Ontology annotation, biological process: regulation of ARF protein signal transduction. Lineage: Eukaryota; Metazoa; Chordata; Actinopteri; Cypriniformes; Catostomidae. The record is from RefSeq and is a predicted model, not a curated record. Gene Ontology annotation, molecular function: protein binding; guanyl-nucleotide exchange factor activity; phospholipid binding.